This is a messenger RNA of Trichobilharzia regenti, 1254 nucleotides long. The record is from the annotation of a GenBank genome assembly. NCBI's taxonomy places the organism in Eukaryota, Metazoa, Platyhelminthes, Trematoda, Strigeidida, Schistosomatidae.
AAGUUUGGUUACUUGGGUUUACAAAGAUCCAAAGUCCACAAUAAACGUAAUAGACUCCAGGUGCUGCGGGAAGACUGCUCCAGUACUAAUUCUCCAAUGUUGACGUUGCCGGAGGUCGACCAAAGUACGUAGGAAGAACUACGGUGCUCCUGCAAAAAUUUGAGAUAGAAAGCAGGUGAUUAAAAUUGAUCGACGGCAGUUGAGAUGGUGGAGAAGACGGAGAGUCGAAGGCGGAAGGGUGAGGAUAUAUGUUGUGCGAGUUAUCUUUUCCGCGACUGAGGUUUUAUCGUCUUUCAUUGGCUAGAACGGUGACGGUCAUUUGGAGUUUGAAUUAACCUUGGAUGCGUGUUGUCGGAUGCUGCCUUGGCGUGGUUGUGUUUCCGUCGUUUGCCAGGAAAUGUGAUGACUAUAAACUCCGUUGCAGGUAGUCAAUUCGAGUGAAAGGAGCACAGACUUAAGUGGAAUUUUUGGUGAAUACAUACUUGGAAGGCGUUUCUUGAGCUGGGAUGAAUUUGAGAAGUCAUUAGCAGAAUUUCAAAAAGUCAGGAGGUCAUUUAAUGCUAACAAUGUAGUUGUCCUGCACUCACUAUGUUCAUACUUAUAGCAAAACGAUACCCGAUGACAGAUUAAAGUACGCUUAUGUUGGUUUAAUGCACUUUUGGAGUGAAUCGUACAAGACCUGGAUUGAAAAUGAAAAAUAAGUCGUCUAAAUGUUGCAAUUGCUCGUCUUCAUUUCGCGUGGUUUUGCGUUAUAGUGAAUACAUAAUUGCUUCCCACAAUAUGGUACAUAACCAUCCAUGCAGCAGGGUGUACAUGCAGAAUGACCCAUGGUAUAGACGACUAACAGUUGAAGGGAAAGAAAAUGUGGAACCACUUCAGCAAUCCCACUCAUCCGAUGAAAUAAUAAUGCAUGUUAAGGAGAAGUACCACAAGGAUAUAACUCGCAUCGACGUUAAAAAUACGAAAGCCGCAGUUAAUAAAGUUAACCAUGUGAUGCAGAAUUGUAAACAAUGGGUGUGGUCACGCAACUUGUUCGCAUCUCAAUGCACGUCAGCAGUUGUCCCUCGAAAUCGAAGUGCCUUAUUGGAAACCUAUAUAAGUAUUAUGACUGCGGGCAUUAGGAAAAUUAAUGACAUAUUUGGAGAAGUGUUUGCCAGGAAUUAUUCAGUAGAAGUAAUCGCAGGAAUCAAUCGUACUGUGAAUAUGUAAAUAAACUGAAUUUGUAUCGUAAUCAAAAUAAAAUUUUCAUGUCAA